GAAACGGUACAACCAUCAAAACAAGCAAUGACAGAUCAAAGCAGCCGACUAUACACAGUGAAGAUGCUGCUUUUCCUUUGUUUGCUACCAUUUUCAAGCCUGGUGACAGAGGCCCUUACAGAGUCAUCUUGCCAAGAAAACGCCAGAUCAUGCAAUAGGGAAUGCCCACGAAACCUGAACCAACAUUUCAACGGCAUUACGGACCGUGUCCUCCUUGGCCACGGCUACCGUAACCUGACAGUAGUUUCGCCGGUCUGGUGCGGCAGGGAGUGUCUCAUCGAUAACCGCUGCUUCUCUUUUCACUAUUCGGAGGGGGAGAGGCGGUGUGAGUUGAAUGGAGCUACAGUGUCGCGAUUCCCGCUGGCUCUGAUUGAGACAAUGGGUACCAACUACUACGGUCCACAGCAGCAAACGUUUGCUGAGUUAAUAACAAGUUGGAAAAAAGAAGUUCCAUUAAGUCCGACAGACUGUUGGUACCAGACUCAAGCACUGGCCUCAUCUGAGUGUCAGAGCGCCAGCCAACACCUCUGCCUUCAAUGGGAACUACAACACGCCUACAAGGAAGGCUACCCGGCAGCAACUACUCAUGGGUCGUGGUACGCUGAUCCUGACGGCCUGGCCGUUCUGACAGAGACCGGAGUGACCUUCCAAGACCUACUGUUGACCGCCUCAGCUCCUGCUCUGUGCUGUUCUGUUCCACUGACCUACCGAAAUCCCAUCCCAACGAAGGCGGGCUAUGAUCUCACAGACCGCGCUGGUCAGAUGAGCGGUUGCUCCAACCUGGCCGCCCAUCUCUGCACCUUGGCUGAGCUCAAGGAGGCCUACUAUCACGGCUACCGAUGUGAAUGCUGGUUUUACUUCGCGACACCAAACCGCGAUGCAGCAGUGAAAAAUGGUGGGUGCGGUUUCCACACUGGGUCCGAGUGCUUCGAGGGCAUCGUAGCGCACACAGCAAGACCAGCAGCUCGGCAUCGAGCUUUCUGUUGUCCAAAUCUUGUUUAAUUAACUUCUCUCAUCGUCACGUGGAUGAAUCCAGCCUGAAAGUUGUCUAUAACUGAAUGAAACUGAUCGGAUGGUUUUCAAUUUUCGACUCACUGUUGUGCUCAGCUUGUGAAAUAGUCGCCUUGCAAACAACAACAAUUUUGAAAACAUGAAACCUUAUCGCCUAAUUUGAUGCAAAAUUAAAGCUCAGUACACUCAUCAUAUGCCAUUAAAUGUUUUGCACACAGCGAUUAGAAAAAAAAGGACUUUUCUGUGAAGUUAGUGGAGACUGCAAGUAGUUGGGUGUAAUCAUGUGAAGCGUAUGUUGUAGUUUUGCGUUAACACUACAGGCAUUGUAACGUUGCGUCAUUACCUAGUUUAUGUUAGUUGAGGAAAAACGAAUUUUUGUGAGCAAAAUCACUGCUAUCUUUGGUGGUUUUCAUGCUGCCACGGCCACUGCUACAUGCAUUGCUAUUUCGGUUGAAAUGUGUACAUGAAGUGCUGGUUACUGAAUAGAGGAGCCAGUCCGGAACUUAGUCUUAUGCACGGUAUAUGUUUAAACAGUGGUGUAAGGGGGGGGGGGUACGUUCCUGCAAUUUAGAUUCAACUAAUGUAAAGAAAGUGCAGUUCAUUCAACCCAAAGGAACUAACAGAAAAAUGAAGUUUUGGGUAGUUACCACGUCACCGUCACUCACUCCCGCUGCCACCCACAUAUCAAUUCCUUCCAAUACACAAUAAAGCGCUCCCCCAAAAACUACUGUGCGCACAUCCUUAUCUUUUUGAUCUUCGGCCUUGAGCCUCGUGUGAACAGAACUGCCCAAACCCAGUGUGGACAAAACGGACGAUAUCACUUGACAGAUAGGGCAGACCCAUACAGUAUUGUGCAAUGUGAUACAUGCAUGCAGUAACAAGUACAAGACUUCGAAACCCAUGUUCCUUUUACGUUAACUUCAUUGUAAAAGCAGUGACUCUUUGGAAUAUAUGGUAGUUGAAAAAGCACAGUGAUUUCAAUCACAUGAAAAGAAGGCUUACUUACACAGUUUUCCCCAUGCACCCGCGAAUUUCUACUGUCUUGAUGCAACGUGGCCACCACAUGCACGCACAUGCGGUGUACGCAAUCUUAACUAUUAUUUCAUUGGAAGCAAAACUUUGUUCCCAUAAAGACGGGAUGAAAUAGUAGCCAAUCAAAAUAAUUUGUACAUGGUCAGUUAGCUAAUGAAUAGAAAAAAAUACCCUGCGAUUUAGGAGGUCAAAGGGUGGCGCUAGCCUGAGUUACGGCGGGUUGAAGUUGGGAAGUUGAGCAGAAAGAGAGAGUAAACAAUGAAUUUACACGCAAAAUUAGACCAAAACAAGACGAAACUCCAAUGUUGAACUAAAAAAUGACGGAGCUAAAUCGAUGAAUUUUGCCAACUUAUAAAAAUUUUUCAAAAGGAAUGUAUCUGAAGUUCAUAAUACUCAAUUGAGGAAGCAAAUGUUUGACGCGUUUCUGGGUUAUGGUAGAAAUGAAACUAGAAAUGAGCACCGAUUUUUCACGGGUAUUUCAGUGUGGACAAGCUGCGUGGUUCAACGGAGCGUUGAAAAUGAGCUCCAAGGAAUUG
Molecule: messenger RNA, 2579 nt
Organism: Acanthaster planci (crown-of-thorns starfish)
Lineage: Eukaryota; Metazoa; Echinodermata; Asteroidea; Valvatida; Acanthasteridae
Source: RefSeq, a predicted model, not a curated record